UCCAGUCCGGUGAGCACGGCGCCGAGGAAGAGAGAGAGAGACAGAUUCAGCGAGAAUGGCGAUCAGGAAGCUUCUGCUUUUAUUGAAACCUAUUGAUCCGUACCCAUUCCUUCAAACUGAAGGUGCAUCGCUCAUCAAAAACCCUCAGGUUCUUAAAUAUCUAGAAAGCAGGAGCAAAGUACACAGGAAUGCUAUAAAGUUUUGUCAGGAAAUACUAAGUAAGAAGCCAGUCGAAUGGAAACCCAUUUCACGUAAUGACUUAUUGCAUCCCAUUCGUGAUGUCGAUAUGGUCAUCACCGUGGGUGGAGAUGGUACCCUUCUGCACGCCAGUCAUUUCAUUGAUGAUUCUGUUCCAGUCCUAGGAGUCAAUUCUGAUCCAACACAAGCACAGGAGGUAGAAGAACUGAGCGAUCAGUUUGACGCUAGUAGAAGCACUGGUCAUCUUUGUGCUGCAACAGUUGAGAAUUUUGAACAGGUGCUGGAUGACAUUUUGUUUGGCAGAGUGAUUCCUUCAAAAGUAUCAAGAAUAUCACUGAAGUUAAAUUCAGAACCUCUUCUUUCACACGCACUUAAUGACAUUUUGGUUGCACACCCUUGCCCUGCCACGGUUUCGAGGUUCUCAUUCAAGAUCAAGAACAAAUAUGGUGAGACCCGUCAAAAGACAGUGAACUGCCGCUCAAGUGGUCUAAGAGUCUGCACAGCUGCUGGCUCAACUGCAGCAAUGCAGUCAGCAGGUGGGUUCGUGAUGCCAAUAUUGUCUCGUGAUCUACAGUUUAUGGUUAGAGAGCCAAUAUCUCCUGGUUCAACCGCUUCGCUAAUGCAUUCAGCCUUUAAACCGAACCAAUUCAUGGACGUUAACUGGUAUUCAGACCAUGGGACUAUCUACGUUGAUGGUUGUCAGGUUCGCCACAACGUGCAGCUAGGGGAUACAAUCGGGAUAUCAUCCGAUGCACCGGUCUUAAAUGUUUUCUUGUCUCAAGGCAUUUCUCAGAUCAGAUCAAGGUACUAGAUAUGGUACAAAAGGGUAGGUAUGUUGAUAAAGUUAGAGUUGGUACACACAUUAAGAGCGCUAUUAGCCCACUUGUCUAUAGAUGUGGUAAAAGAUUCUUUGGUCCGAAAGAUUCGUCGAUUCUUGAUUCUUUUGGUGCUUGAAGAAGUUUAAUACGAGUAGCUAUCUUUCUCCUACCAAGAACGUGGAUGUAUAUGAUCCUCUUCCAUAAAAAUAAUAUUUCCAGGAAAUAAUAUCAAAAUCGUCUAGAACU
Molecule: messenger RNA, 1262 nt
Organism: Capsella rubella
Lineage: Eukaryota; Viridiplantae; Streptophyta; Magnoliopsida; Brassicales; Brassicaceae
Product: NADH kinase
Exons: 5
Coding region: 56-1009 (317 amino acids)
Biological process (GO): NAD+ metabolic process; NADP+ biosynthetic process
Molecular function (GO): NAD+ kinase activity
Source: RefSeq, a predicted model, not a curated record